This is a messenger RNA of Daphnia magna, 1684 nucleotides long. Its product is annotated as UDP-GalNAc:beta-1,3-N-acetylgalactosaminyltransferase 1. The transcript has 4 exons. The coding region runs from base 293 to 1600 and encodes 435 amino acids. Gene Ontology annotation, cellular component: membrane. Gene Ontology annotation, molecular function: hexosyltransferase activity. Lineage: Eukaryota; Metazoa; Arthropoda; Branchiopoda; Diplostraca; Daphniidae. The record is from RefSeq and is a predicted model, not a curated record.
UUUUAAUGAAAAACGAUACAUUGCAUAAGCUAUAAAAUUUUUUCGGUUUCCAUGGGAUAAGACAAUAUACUUUGAGAGCCAGCUUGGCUUCUUGGUCAAGCCAAUCCCAUAAGAAGGCAGUGCUUUAGCGGAUAGCGUUUCUCGGCCGUGUCUAUAUAUGCAGAUAGGAGGAUAGAUGCCAGAUAGGAGGAAGACGUGUCAGUAUAUUUUAUGGAAGAGGAAGGCGGCAAACGCUUAGAGAUAUUUGUCCUACAAUUUAAUGUGAUAGGUGGGAGUAUAUUCGAACCAUUCAAUGACAAGUUUUCGAAUUCCAAAAAUGCGACUGCCAGUGCACUUGAUCUCGAAAAGGAAGUUUCAUCAGCGGGUUGCAGCUGUGCUAAUCUUGCUGACUAUAUCGGGGACAACUAUCUUUUUCACGAAAUCUAAUGAGGCUGACCAACAGCAUUAUCAGCACUCAGAUUCAGAAUUACUGGGCAAAGGAAAGAUGCCCGACAAAAGCCGGGAUGAGCAAGACGAACUGGCUGCUCAAACGAGUAAAACAUUUGUUGAAAAAACUAAAACUAAAAUGAAUGACACGGCUGUUAGUUUACGCAACACCGCCUAUCCAGGAGUAAAAAUCUAUACUCAAUAUUUCAGGGCCCGCUCAGGCCUGGCGCCGUUGAAUAACGUGCAAUCACUCAAGCCCGAAUUCGGCCCGGUAAUUAAUGAUGUGCUUUCUUUCAAAUAUCCUAUCACCAUUCCACCAUGCGCCAGCGUUAGCGGCAAUCAAGGUGUUUUCAUAGCUGUCAUAUCGGCUCCUAAGAAUUUCAGGAGACGGGACAUGAUUCGCCGGACGUGGCCAGUCCAUUUGAAAUCUGCAUACUAUGACGGCCUAAUGAGUGCAGCACACUUGGCUUUCUUUGUGGGGCUAACGGAAGGCAAUUACGCACAAGCCCAAAUUAAGGAAGAAAGCGAAGUCCACAGAGACAUCAUCCAGGUGGAGAUGCUGGAUACCUACAGAAACUUGUCACUGAAAAUUGCUGGCCUUUUCAACUGGGUGAAUAGUAACUGCGCCAAUGUCAACUUCGUUUUCAAGGUGGACGACGAUGUGUACGUCAACGUACACAACUUAGCCUAUUUCGUUCAAUCCUAUCAUAAUUCGAAGAAGAGUAUAUUUGGGCACGGCUGGCCCAUAGCAUUUCCUGAUCGAGGCGGUAAAUGGAAAAUGGCGUAUACUGACUGGCCGUGGAAUCAGUAUCCCGAAUAUGUCAACGGCCCAGCUUAUUUACUGCACGGAAGUGCAGUCCUUCCGUUGUUGGCUGCCUGUCAGACAACGCCAAUGAUGCCGUUCGAGGACAUCUACAUAACCGGCUUGUGUGCGGAAAGAGCUAGCGUCAAGAGACGGUUUUCCACCGGCACAACCAGAUUCCUUUCUAGCCCCAAUAUGACGUCUAACGCAUGCAACGUGCGCAAUCAUAUUGCAUGGGUGACGGACAAUCAUUUAGAUUCCCAUAUCUUGGCUGACGACUUUUAUCGCAAUAUUACGCAAUGCGUUACCCAAUCCAACGGAAUCAAAAGGACACGUGACUACGCCGAACCCGUCCGGUUUCACUUUAAUUAACUCAAACACACGAGUGUACUAUACCGCUAAAUUUUAUUUCCUGUAACAUAAGAAAUCAUUCAAAUAUAUCCAUGUCUAUACAUA